Petromyzon marinus (sea lamprey) is the source of this 5918-nucleotide messenger RNA. RefSeq lists its product as uncharacterized. The record is from RefSeq and is a predicted model, not a curated record. Lineage: Eukaryota; Metazoa; Chordata; Hyperoartia; Petromyzontiformes; Petromyzontidae.
AGUUUGGUUGGUGGAGUGAGGAGGUGGUGGAGGAGUGAGGAGGAGCUGGUGGUGGUCAAGUGAGGAGGAGGAGUGAGUUUGGUUGGUGUAGUGAGAAGGCGGUGGAUGGAUGAGUGAGGUAAAAAAACAGGUGGAGGAGGUUAGUUUGGUGUAGUGAGGAGGCGGCGGCGGUCGUGGUGGUGGACGAGUGACUGAGUGAGGAGGAGCUGGAGGGAGGCUAUCUGACCGGCGUGAAGAUGGCCGAGGAGGAGGAGGAGGCGGGGGAGGAGGAGGAGGAGAACGAGAAGAAGGAGGACUCUAAGUUGGCGGCGGCCGCCGCCUGCAUCGUGGCGGCCGCCUACCUGGGCGAGAAGCGUCAGCAGAGCCGUCAGCAGAGCCGCGGCUGGCCGCUGCGUCGCCCCGAGCGGCGGAGCUGCGGCAACGGCGGCCGCGUGAGGUCCGUGUGGGACGCCAGCCAGGAGGUCUUCCUCAUCGAAUGGUUCCACGAUCACCGGUUCAUGUGGGAUCCUUCGAACCCAGAUUAUUUCAAGAGGGACAAACGCAACAGAAAAAUGAAUGAACUCUGCGAGCAGCUGGGUGGUGAUGCCCACGGGGUACCCUUUACAGGGGAAGAGAUCAAGUUUAAAUGGAAGAACUUGCGGAGCAUCUAUUUCAGAGAGGUGAAGAAGGUGGAGGAUGCGGACCGGAUGGGAAGUGGCCGAUCAAACGGAUACUACCCCAAGUGGCAUCACUUUGAGCGGCUCGGCUUCUUGCGAGAGGCUAUGCAGUCGCGGUGCGGACGGUACACCUUCAACCAGUCGGCGCUGGACAAAUUUGUUACCGACGCUCCCACGCCCGCCGCGCCCUCGCCCAACACGCCGUCGUCGCCGGCGCGCUCGCCCACGGAGCUGGCCGCGUCGCUGCAGGCGAUGCCCUCGCCCUGCCCGCCCUGGGCCUCGCCCUCGGCGCAGAGCAUGAGCGGCACGAGCUGCCUGUCGGACGAGGACACCAAACCCCUGAGCUGCGUGCGGCAGCUGCACAACGACGGGCUCGUCGGCGGGGGCGGCAGCGUGGGAGGCGGAGGCGAUGUCGGCGGCGAUGGCGGUGGACUCGGAGGUGGAGCGGGAGGCCGGGGAAUUGGAGGCGGCGGGGGGGUGGGAGUUGGGAGCGUCCGCGCCGAGCAGCUUCUGAACACGGCCAUGACGCACCUCGGCGCGUCGCGCCGGGGGACGGAGAGCGCCGACGACAUUUUCGGGAAGUACAUCGCCAUGUCGCUGCGCGAGUUGCCGCCGCGGAAAAGGGAGCGGGCGCGACUGGCGCUGCACAAGACGCUGCACGACAUCGCCGUCAGCGACGAUUAGCGGCCGCCAAACGCCCCCCCUACCUCCCCCCCCCCCGCACGGGAUCGUCGCGACGUACCGCGGAAGAGGGCGGUCAGAUUCUUCUUUUUGUGUGAACAAGGUGGGCCUGCGGAAAGCCGCCAGUCGGGGACGGCCUUACUGGGUCCCGUUUACCCUUCGCAGCGGCGUCGCUUAAAUGGGCUCUCGCAUUUUGUUCGUCCAGGCUCGGGACGUCGAUUCGGUCAAGUGAAGGUGCUAGAGACUUGAUUUUAGCGAGUGGACAUUUGGACGUGGAUUUUAUCACUGUGUAGCAUGUAAGCGCAGAAGAGUCUGCUAAUAGAAAUUAAACUUAGAAAAAGGAAGCCACGUGGUUUUCUACAUUAAUCAAUUUGAAAUCAACUUUUGGUAUUUAUUCAACACCGACAUGCGCGACUGAACCAUUUUUCUGAGUCUGCAUUUGAACAUUAAUAUGUAUUAGUACAUCAGCCUAUUUGCUUUCCAGACCAACAUUAUCGAGCAGCAUUUGUUUAAGCAAGAAAAACUAUGGACAGAUGUCGAUGUUCAGUCACAUCAGCAGUCAGGCUUGUUAAACAUGCUGCUGGAUUACCAGAUGGUAUUGGUGACAUCACUCCAGAUAAAAUACGUGACCCCAUUCAAUGCAAAAAGCAACAACAACUGCCGUUCGCCAUUCAGUAGCCAUGACAUCACCACGGUGCUUUUUUCCAGGAUAAGUAAUCUGUAAAGGCUCGCAGGCAGGUCAUGGGACAGACCCAGCUGCCAUGGGUUGACUUACUGGGAUGACUGACAAUUGCACCUCUUGUGCUCUCCACUGUGCCAGCUUGCCGCGUUUUAGCCGCCAGACGCUCAGCUCGUCGCAAGCGUCACGCCUCCACCCUCUGUUGUUGCUGGAGGGCGGUUGCGUUCAACUGCCCAGCCGCAUCCUUCACCAGCCUUCUCCACGGAGGCCCGAUCUUGACAGGUGGUGCCCACCGUCGGCAAGUCCAAUCAGUUCCGCAUCUUUCUGUACCGCAUCAGUCCAUCUCUUCUCAAGCCCAUGCCAUGCCGGUUUAGCCCCUUCUAUCCGGCCAAAGAGACGCUGCUUGGGUAUACGGUGGCUAGGCAUGCUGGCUACAUGAUCCAGCCAACGCAGCCUUGCCUGCCGGAGGAGCUCACUUAUGGGACUGUGUCCAGAUCGUUCGAGGAUCUGUGAGCUCCUCACACAAUCCAGCCUGGUUAAACCUAGGAUGGAUCGUAGGCAGGCCAGCCUGGAACGUUUCAAACCGGUGCAGAUGUUCCUGUAAGGUGCUCUGUGUUUCGCAAACAAUAGAGAAGGGUGGGUAUAACUGUGGCCGCCGGGAAGACCCAGACUUACAUUACUCUCUCAGCCUCCCUCUAUGGUACACACACAAUGCUAAAUUAAAUACCCUACACACUCAUGUGUUGCCAUAGCGAAGGUCAAAACCGGUCUGGAAAGCCAAUCGGCCUCUGGACUAACAUUUUUAUCCUGUAUGUGGAGACACUCAAUGGAGUUAGGCUUAUUUAUAUUUUUCCAUGAUCAUUCAGCCCCCCCUCCCGGUAGUUAAUACAGCAGAUUACCAAAGCACACCGAUAGCUGUAACGUAGACGGUAACAACCUCUGUGAAGUAUUUUGCAAGAGCAGACCAUUGCACACCCUUAUGAUCUGCGGCAAUCUUUGUAAAUAACCUGCAAAUUGUAAAACAAAAUAUACAAUACGUCUAACUCUGGAUAGCCAGAUAUCUUGAAAAAACUGUGUUCUAUUUGUUUGCUUAAUUGAUGAAGUAAUACAAAUUUGUUUAUCGUUAGAAGAUGUGCUGCUUAGCUGCGUCUACAUACGUGGGUGCGAUGACAACGUCACCCGGAAUGUGCCCAGUCUCACUAGAUCUCGGAAGCUAAGCAGGGUAGAGGCUGGUUUAGUUUGGGGGUGGGUGACCGCCACGCACAGCCGGUUGCGAUAGGUUGCUGCGGGGCUAUGUGGUGGCCAGCGGAGGGCAUUGCGGCAAAUUCAUUUGUUGGCAUGUGCUUCCUACGUUUCCACAUCUGUGCUUCCCCCACCUUCAACUUGCGCUGACCGCCACGGCGAAGUAUGGCGAAACAAAACCUAUAACCCCGACGGCGUAGGGAGGCCCUCGUCCAGCAGUGAAUUGACAAAAGGGCUGUACGUUCACAUUUUGCAAAUGUGAGCUCCCAUUUAAUUUGACUAUUCGACCGCUUCUGGAUUAUGUGACUCUAGUGGGGGGGGGAGAGAAUAUUGUCAGCAAAACCUAGAGAAAUGUUUGUAUGUUUUUUGUAAUAUUUAACAAAUAGUACCUGUCCAUUUUAGCAUAUGAAGUUUAUACAAUUGUAUUGAGCACUGUUUAUUGUAAGUAACAAAAAAUCUCCACGAGCUCAUUCACCAAAUAACAUAUACACUAGCCUCCUUAAUAAUAAUACAUAUUCCCAGCACUCAGUGUUAUCCAGGUGAGAUUCACGUAGAAACUGUCAAGAAAAUUCUCACAAAUCUGAUCAGAACACCAUUAAUAACCCUAAAGUGUAGCCGAUGUCAUCUGCUUUCGGAAACAAAAGUUGGUUGUGCCUGGCUCGCCCUUCGAUGGGUGGCCACCAAGAGAUGGAAAGUAUGAGACGGCGAGGAGGCCGGGAGGGGAGCCGUGGUGUAGCGGUUAACGCGCCGCGCUACGAACCCGGCGACUCGAGUUUGAUUCCGUCUCGUGGCCAACACCAGUGACGAUUGUCUGGAACUGGUCCUGAGCCCUCUGCUACGUCGACUCGGCGUCAAAUGAGGACCUGGUGUGGUGUGUAAACAUCCGUUACUCGGGAGGCAAAGGCAGCCGUGUGUGCUGCUGGCCACCAAGCCCCUCGUGUGCCGUGCCGGCUUUAAUAGGUGCUCGCUAACAGCGCUUUGCCCAACGGUCUGUUCAGGCUAUGAGGGGGAUAUUUUUCUUUUGGUGGCCAGGAGGUGGUAGCAUUGAGUGCUAUUCGUGGGUUUUUCCCCGUGUAUUCCCAAUUUCCUCCCAUAUGGCAACCCCUUGUAUUUGACCGAACAUCCAACGCAGGAUGCUGCUAACAAAAAUGUUUUGAGGCUUGUUGCAGAUAUUCUGCGUAAUUGAUUGGUGUUAUUUUUUUUUACUACAUUUUAAAUAUCUGCAUGAACCGUCCGAUUCGGUUCAAAAGUGUUAAAAAAAAUAAUGCUUUGUGUUGCACCACACACUACCGCCACAGUCACAAGUAUUGAGGAGCGGCGUGCCAGACAGACAUAUCUCUAGCCACACUGAAGAUACAAGGUCAGCACUGCUCAGAAUAUGUUAUGAUUCCCCGUACAGAUUUUUCUGGCGAUCCACAUUUAAAACGCGUGUAUUUUUUUUGCGGUCUAUACUUGAGAAAUUUUAUAAAAAAUAACUAAUUGGUUACCCGAUUAUACUCGUUCCGUGGUUCAGAACAAUUUAAUUAAUAUGGGAAUUGAUUUAGUGAGUAGUGUCGACUUGGCUGAUGUGCGAAGAAGUGGAUUCCUCACCCCACGUUUGCCCGAAGCAUUCCUUAAAAUUUAUUUUGUGGAUCAUGUCAUCAAAUUGGCAAAUUGUGAUUGGUCCGAGGUGAGCGUGAUUUACUACUCUCUGCGUUUGUCUCAUCGUCCUUCUGAUGUUUGGCCACGUUCAGGUAAGCGAGUGAUCACCGCUUAGUUCUGGGUAUCUGAUGCUCGUGCCGUUGAAACGAUAACGUAACGUGCGACUGUGUGUAACCCCCGUGAUUUUACGUGGCACAUGUCAUGUGACGGGUACUGCAAGAUCCGACCGUGUCUGUCCAGUGCCUCUGAGCUGCAUUUGUUUCCGGUUUGCUGAAAGAAUACGUUAUAAGGUCGCACUCAUUACGCACAAAGAGCUUGCCACAAAUGAACCGGAAUACCUUGCCGAUCUCGUCAAAGUGCAUAAACCAUCACAGAAACUCUGGUCAUCCUCGCGUCGGCUUUUGGCGAAUCAUCAAACAAAGACGGUCACCGCAUCGCGCGCUUUCAAAUGCGCUUCUGCGGCCGUCUGGAACGCUCUUCUGAUAUUAGGAAGCCACUUGAGCUAUGCACUUUUAAAUAUGAAUUGAAAACUUAAUUUCGUUAGAACUGCUUUUUGUGUUUAGUUUAUUCCCCCCCCGCACCUCUGAUAAGCACGGGUGGCUACGUACGGUGCGAAAGAAGUUCCACAUGGCUAACACCAGUAAUGGUUCUCAAGCUAUGGACAUUAAAGAACGGAGCAUCGGAUCAAUUCCACGGAAGUCAUUUUCAUUAUUAAACCUGUCAUGAAGAAAUAAUGCCUUGAACGGACACCCGUGAAUAUGACUCGCGUGGUUGAAUGCCAUCCACCACGUGACUAUACGUUUAGAGGCCUUACAAUGUAAUCUCUUGCCUGGCGUGUGAGAGUUCGGAAUGGCAACACGAAUGCUGUUAAUAAAAUUAGCAGUCUUGUGCUACUUUACCAUUACCAGAAAAUAACGUAUCAAAACAAAUGGUCACUUCAUUGCCAGAUGUUGUCGACAAGCUACGUCAUUUUACAUUUCACUAAUUGCAAUAAACUUGCAUUUGCGCAAUAUUACGAA